Molecule: messenger RNA, 1524 nt
Organism: Symbiodinium necroappetens
Lineage: Eukaryota; Dinophyceae; Suessiales; Symbiodiniaceae
Source: the annotation of a GenBank genome assembly
AUGUUGCUGUGGAACCAGAGCAUCCAUGGUGUGGCCGCGGAGUCACACCACACCAAGGCCAGCAUCAGGCCCACUUUGUGCCAGACAGUGGAUGCAGGCAUCUACCUGUGCAAUCAUCCGAAACAUCUUCGGGAUACCAACUCGGCAGAGCUCUUCAUGCAGGGAGGAAACAGACGGUGGGCCAGUCCAGACGGACAACCACUGCCCAGGCUCAACCGGUCAGAGCAGAACUUCGACGGCUACAACAAGCAGAUCGACCUGGAGGGGAGGCAGCGAAACAACUUGGCCCCAAACAGCCCAGAAGAAGAUGGCAGCCCGGAGGGUGCGAUACAAACGAGGGAAGCAGAACAUCGCCAGAUCCUUGACUACUUUGCAAUACUACAUCAAGGACCAGCCUACACACCGGUUGUUCUCAGCCGUCCAGUUUGCAUUACGGAGACGGAGGUCGCUAUGAGUGCACCUUCGCCGUUGUGGAAACUGGCCAGCGAAGAGGCUGUCCCGGUGUUGACCCGGCAGUUCAACUUCCACUUGACAGCAAGCACCACGUCGCUUCCCAUACACUGGUGUAGCUCUGAGCUCGUCCUCUUGCCCAAACCUGGCAAGAACCUGUGUCAUCCGGAUCAGUUGCGACCCAUCAACCUCUUGCCGAUUCAGGCCAAAUUGCUGGGCUCCAUCCUUGCGAACCGCCUGCUGGAGUAUGCCACCGAGUAUUUGGCUGUACGAAGUCUCGUGGAAGCCCAACAUCAUGCCCCUCACACCAGAAGGCAAGGCAAAGUGUCCAUGGCUGUCGCAGGAGGAUGCGGAUUGGCUCCACUCCUUUGGACAAUCUAUCUUGGUUGGAUCCUCAAAGGGCUUCACAGAGACCUUGCUCUCGGCGACUCAUUGGUGAACACGACUUAUGCAGACGACCUUCACUAUAGUUGGGUUGUAACUUCGGGCAGGGCUUUGGAGGCGGCCUAUGCGGCGAUGAAGGGCAUCCUAGGUGGACUUUGCGAUCGAGGGCUGAAUCUAAGUAUGGAUAAAACGGUGGUCUUGAUGUCCUUGGGUGGGCCACAAGCCAGGGCUUGCAUCAAUCGCUACACCGUACAGCAUCCGGAUACCAAGCUCCAGAUCGGAUAUGGCAGAUUUGAGCAACAAACCUUUGCUCAUAGACUCCAGUUGGCCAAACAUACCAACACCAGACUGGCACCCACGCUCAAGUGUCGUGGUCUACCAUGCAAGCUACGGCUGAGGCUAUGGCAGCGCACGGUCAUCCCCACCAUGAUCCAUGGUCUCGACUGCAUUGGGCUACCAAGCAAGGAAGCAGAGCUGUUGUGGGUUCACUUCUUCAAACAGUCGCGUUCAUUGCCAAGUCGCACAGCAUGUUCACCCGAGAAUCGAACCAGGCUUUUGCCCAGCGACUAUGUCUACCCGACCCGAUCAAGAGGCUCCUCGAAUGCAUCGCCCGGCGAGAGAAGAUGGACCAAUUUCACCCUAGCCCCUUGCUUGAAGGCUCCCCGCAGCUGCAGUGGCGCGAGCUGGUGA